AUGGUGACCAGUUUUUUGUUGUUUUUUGUUUGUUUGCUGAUUUUUGUUAGAACAGAAAGUCUGCUUGUUAAUAUCACUAUACUUGAAAGUGCCGUUGCAAAAGGAGCUGUUUGCUUGGAUGGAACUCCACCAGCAUACCAUCUUGAUAGAGGAUCAGGCCCAGGAGUGAAUAAUUGGGUAAUAUCACUUGAGGGAGGUGGAUGGUGCCAAAAUGUUACUCUUUGUCUUACGAGAAAGAAUACUAGGUUGGGAUCUAGUGCAAAAAUGGAUCACCAACUUCCUUUCUCUGGGAUGAUGAGUAAUGAUCCCAACUUUAAUCCAGAAUUUUAUAAUUGGAAUAGAGUUUCCGUUAGAUAUUGUGAUGGAGGAUCCUUUACAGGAGAUGUUGAAGCAAUUGAUCCUGGUACAGGACUUCAUUAUAGAGGAGCAAGGAUAUUCAAAGCUAUUAUGGAGGAAUUGUUGGCCCAAGGAAUGAAUACAUCUCAAAAUGCUAUACUUUCUGGAUGUUCAGCGGGAGGAUUGGCAACAAUUUUGCAUUGCGAUAAUUUCAGAACAUUAUUACCAAAUAAUGCUAAAGUUAAAUGCUUUUCUGAUGCUGGUUAUUUUAUUCACCUCAACGAUAUUUCAGGGAAACCAUAUAUUGAACACUACUUCAAUGAUGUUGUCACUUUACAUGGCUCCGCCAAGAAUUUGCCUCCGUCAUGUACUUCAAAGUUGAAACCAGGCUUGUGCUUUUUUCCAGAAAAUGUGGCUCAACAAAUUAAAACGCCACUUUUCAUCAUAAAUGCAGCCUAUGAUCAUUGGCAGGUAAGAAACAUUUUGGUGGCUCCUGGUACUGAUCCUAAGGGUGCCUGGACAAGCUGCAAAGCUAAUAUAAAAAAUUGCACACCAUAUCAGCUCACAGUUCUUCAAGGUUUCAGAGAGGAUUUUUUAAAGGCAUUGGAAGGGAUAGGGCGAUCUUCAACAAGAGGAUAUUACAUCAACUCU
Molecule: messenger RNA, 987 nt
Organism: Solanum tuberosum (potato)
Lineage: Eukaryota; Viridiplantae; Streptophyta; Magnoliopsida; Solanales; Solanaceae
Product: pectin acetylesterase 8-like
Exons: 11
Biological process (GO): cell wall organization
Cellular component (GO): plant-type cell wall
Molecular function (GO): pectin acetylesterase activity
Source: RefSeq, a predicted model, not a curated record